UAGUUUGCCCACAUAUGAACCCAGGAUAUUGCGAAAGAAGAUUAGUUGUCGUGAUUUAAUAUUGGGAAGCCGCCUCCACAGAAUCGCAAGAUUGGCCUUAAACUAAAUCAAGCGGAUAUUUUUUUCGUGUCAGCAUGGCCACUAUAAAUCCUCCAUGAACUCUCCGCCCUUCAUCACAAAAGAUCAGCUUGCUGGUUUGUGAGAGUGAUUACAAUUUCAUCGGAGAGGAGAGAAAAAUGGCUUCCAUAGCAGCGAGCAGGGUUGUAACCAUCCCUAUCAGAGCGGCGGAGGGCCUCCAGGACGGCUUCAAGCAGCGUUCGGCUCUGUCGUCUAAUGGCGGCUUUGCGGCUUUCACGCGCCGCUCAGGCGUUGCUCUGAGAGCGGGAAGAGCAGGCGUUGUCCAGGCCGUGGCCAAAUAUGACCUCUCAAACUUCAAGUUCGAGCCGAUUCAAGAAUCCGUGGUCUCCCGCGAGAUGACGAGACGGUAUAUGAUGGAUAUGAUUACCCACGCAGACACCGAUGUUGUGAUCGUGGGCGCUGGCUCUGCGGGGCUUUCCUGCGCGUACGAGCUGAGCAAGAAUUCGGAAGUGAAGGUGGCCAUAAUCGAACAAUCCGUUAGCCCUGGUGGUGGUGCAUGGUUGGGCGGGCAGCUUUUCUCCGCUAUGGUGGUCCGAAAGCCCGCUCACUUGUUCCUUGAUGAGAUUGGCGUCCCCUAUGACGAGGCCGAUGAUUAUGUGGUUAUCAAGCACGCGGCCUUGUUCACUUCCACCAUUAUGAGCAAGGUCUUGGCCAGGCCUAACGUCAAGCUCUUUAAUGCCGUUGCUGCGGAAGAUCUUAUUAUUAAGGAAAACAGAGUCUCUGGGGUUGUGACGAAUUGGGCGCUGGUGUCCAUGAACCACGACACACAGUCGUGCAUGGAUCCCAAUGUCAUGGAAUCCAAGGUGGUGGUCAGCUCCUGUGGCCACGAUGGCCCAUUUGGGGCCACGGGUGUAAAGAGACUCAAGAGCGUCGGGAUGAUUGACAGUGUGCCCGGGAUGAAGUGCCUCGAUAUGAAUGUUGCUGAGGAUGCGAUCGUUCGUCUCACUAGGGAGGUUGUGCCGGGCAUGAUUGUCACCGGCAUGGAAGUUGCUGAAAUCGAUGGUGCUCCUCGAAUGGGACCCACCUUCGGAGCAAUGAUGGUUUCUGGCCAGAAGGCAGCUCACUUGGCACUCAAAGCCCUAGGCCUACCAAAUGCAUUGGAUGGAUCUCUGAAUGUGCAGCCAGAGCUUACUUUGGCUUCUGCUGAAGAUGAGAAUACUGCAACUGCUUAGUUUCUCUUCUAGUGUAACUGGCAGUUACAUUUUGUUUAUCAAUGUAUAAAAUCACUAUGGAGUCAAUAAUGUACUUCAUGAUGUAAUAGACAUAUGGAGUUACCAAUCCAUGGCCUUGUUUCAUAUCUUAAAUCCAGCUUCUCUCUU
Cryptomeria japonica (Japanese cedar) is the source of this 1457-nucleotide messenger RNA. Its product is annotated as thiamine thiazole synthase 4, chloroplastic. Gene Ontology annotation, biological process: thiamine biosynthetic process. Lineage: Eukaryota; Viridiplantae; Streptophyta; Pinopsida; Cupressales; Cupressaceae. The transcript is spliced from 2 exons. The coding region runs from base 237 to 1310 and encodes 357 amino acids. The record is from RefSeq and is a predicted model, not a curated record.